This is a messenger RNA of Myotis myotis, 5140 nucleotides long. RefSeq names its product autophagy related 9A (gene ATG9A). Gene Ontology annotation, molecular function: ATP hydrolysis activity; ABC-type transporter activity; ATP binding. NCBI's taxonomy places the organism in Eukaryota, Metazoa, Chordata, Mammalia, Chiroptera, Vespertilionidae. Gene Ontology annotation, biological process: autophagy of mitochondrion; transmembrane transport; protein localization to phagophore assembly site. The record is from RefSeq and is a predicted model, not a curated record. Gene Ontology annotation, cellular component: membrane; autophagosome; phagophore assembly site.
CCCAUCAUGCUCAUUGGCCAGGCUGGCUGCUGGUGACAGUAAGUGGCAGGCGCCGGGCCUAGCGCUCUGGGUCGGGUCGAGUCCUACGAAGCUGUCGGAUCCCCAGAAUCACCGGGGUCACGGUUCCUGAGGUGAAGCGCGAGACCGGUUACUGCAGCUGCAGAGCCAGGACAUCAGAGCUGGAGUGAAGCAGACACUGUCCAUGGAGCAGGUGGAUAAGGUGGACAGGGGGCGGUGGUGAUGGCGCAGUUUGACACUGAAUACCAGCGCCUAGAGGCCUCCUACAGCGAUUCACCCCCAGGAGAGGAGGACCUGUUGGUGCACGUCCCUGAGGGGAGCAAGUCACCUUGGCACCACAUCGAAAACCUCGACCUCUUUUUCUCUCGAGUUUAUAAUCUACACCAGAAGAAUGGCUUCACUUGUAUGCUCAUCGGGGAGAUCUUUGAGCUUAUGCAGUUCCUCUUUGUGGUUGCCUUCACCACUUUUCUGGUCAGCUGUGUGGACUAUGACAUCUUAUUUGCCAACAAGAUGGUGAACCACAGUCUUCACCCCACCGAGCCCGUCAAGGUCACUCUGCCAGAUGCCUUUUUGCCUGCCCAAGUCUGUAGUGCCAGGAUUCAGGAAAAUGGCUCUCUCAUCACCAUUCUGGUCAUCGCUGGUGUCUUCUGGGUCCACCGGCUUAUCAAGUUCAUCUAUAACAUUUGCUGCUACUGGGAGAUCCACUCCUUCUACCUGCAUGCUCUGCGCAUCCCCAUGUCUGCCCUUCCAUACUGCACGUGGCAGGAAGUGCAGGCUCGGAUUGUGCAGACCCAGAAAGAGCACCAGAUCUGUAUCCACAAGCGUGAGCUGACAGAGCUGGACAUAUACCACCGCAUCCUCCGUUUCCAGAACUACAUGGUGGCACUGGUUAACAAAUCCCUCCUGCCCCUGCGUUUCCGCCUGCCUGGCCUUGGGGAGGUUGUCUUCUUCACCCGUGGCCUCAAGUACAACUUCGAGCUGAUCCUCUUCUGGGGACCUGGCUCUCUGUUUCUCAAUGAGUGGAGCCUCAAGGCUGAGUACAAACGUGGGGGGCAACGGCUAGAGUUGGCCCAGCGCCUCAGCAACCGCAUCCUGUGGAUUGGCAUCGCCAACUUCCUGCUGUGCCCCCUCAUCCUCAUCUGGCAGAUCCUCUAUGCCUUCUUCAGCUAUGCUGAGGUGCUGAAGCGGGAGCCUGGGGCCCUGGGAGCACGUUGCUGGUCACUCUAUGGCCGCUGCUACCUCCGCCACUUCAACGAGCUGGAGCAUGAGUUGCAGUCCCGUCUGAACCGUGGCUACAAGCCAGCCUCCAAGUACAUGAAUUGCUUCUUGUCACCUCUGCUGACACUGCUGGCCAAGAAUUGCGCCUUCUUUGCUGGCUCCAUUCUGGCCGUGCUUAUUGCCCUCACCAUCUACGACGAAGAUGUGUUAGCUGUGGAACACGUUCUCACCACCGUCACACUCCUGGGGGUCACUGUGACCGUGUGCAGGUCCUUUAUCCCAGACCAGCACCUGGUGUUCUGCCCUGAGCAGCUGCUCCGCGUGAUCCUCGCUCACAUCCACUACAUGCCCGACCACUGGCAGGGUAAUGCCCACCGCUCGCAGACCCGGGACGAGUUUGCCCAGCUCUUCCAGUACAAGGCAGUAUUCAUCUUGGAGGAGUUACUGAGCCCCAUUGUCACACCCCUCAUCCUCAUCUUCUGCCUGCGUCCACGGGCCCUGGAAAUUAUAGACUUCUUCCGCAAUUUCACUGUGGAGGUCGUUGGUGUUGGAGAUACCUGCUCCUUUGCCCAGAUGGAUGUUCGCCAGCAUGGGCAUCCCCAGUGGCUAUCUGCUGGCCAGACCGAGGCCUCAGUGUACCAGCAAGCCGAGGACGGGAAAACAGAGUUGUCACUUAUGCACUUUGCCAUCACCAACCCUGGCUGGCAGCCACCACGUGAGAGCACGGCCUUCCUGGGUUUCCUCAAGGAACAGGUUCAGCGGGAUGGAGCAGCUGCUGGCCUUGCCCAAGGGGGUCUACUCCCUGAAAAUGCCCUCUUUACGUCCAUCCAGUCCUUACAAUCUGAGUCUGAGCCACUGAGUCUUAUUGCAAAUGUAGUGGCCGGCUCAUCUUGCCGUGGUCCUUCACUGCCCAGAGACCUGCAGGGUUCCAGGCAUAGGACUGAAGUCGCCUCUGCCCUGUGCUCCUUCUCCCCUCUGCAACCUGGUCAGGUUUCCACGGGCCGGGCUCCCAGUACCAUGACAGGCUCUGGGAUGGAUGCCAGGACAGCCAGCUCUGGGAGCAGUGUGUGGGAAGGACAGCUGCAGAGCCUGGUGCUGUCAGAAUAUGCAUCCACUGAGAUGAGCCUGCACGCCCUCUAUAUGCACCAGCUCCACAAGCAGCAAGCCCAGGCUGAACCUGAGAGGCAUGUGUGGCACCGCCGGGAGAGUGAUGACAGUGGGGAGAGUGCUCCUGAAGAGGGGGGAGAAGGUGCCCGGCACCUCCAAUCUAUCCCCCGCUCUGCCAGCUAUCCCUGUGCAGCUGUACCCCGGCCUGGAGCACCGGAGACCACUGCCCUGCAAGGGGGCUUCCAGAGGCGCUACGGUGGCAUCACAGAUCCUGGCACAGUGCCCCGGGCUCCCUCUCACUUCUCUCGGCUGCCCCUUGGCGGGUGGGCUGAAGAUGGACAGUCAGCAUCAAGGCACCCAGAGCCCGUGCCCGAGGAGGGCUCUGAGGAUGAGCUCCCCCCUCAGGUGCACAAGCACGUGACCGAGCUGACUCCGCUGGUUUGUUUCGCCUUCCCCAGCGCCCUUCCCCCGCCCCUUCGGUGACACAUCGCCAAUGGCUGGGAAGGGACUGGGCGGUUACGGUGGGCGGAGCUGCUGCGGAAGAAUGCGGCUCGAGUCCGGCCCCACAUCCGUGUGGAGCGGACUCAGCCCGGCGUCCCAGCGAGCGAGGGGCGGCCGGCAGAGGCGGCGGACGUGCCCUGCGUACAGUUUAGCCUGUGGGUGCUGCGCUAUGUGGUCUCUGGAGGGCUUUUUGUCCUGGGGCUCUGGGCUCCCGGACUUCGUCCCCAGUCCUACGCAUUUCGGGUCAAUGAAGACGAUCAGGAUGUUGAAAGGAGCCAGGUUCAGUCAACAGAGGGGCCACCAGCAUCUACCUGGCGAGACUUUGGCAGGAAGCUCCGGCUACUGAGUGGCUACCUGUGGCCUCGGGGAAAUCCAGCUCUGCAACUUGUUGUGGUCAUCUGCCUGGGGCUCAUGGGGUUGGACCGGGGACUGAAUGUGUUGGUGCCCAUCUUCUAUAGGGAUAUAGUAAACUUACUGACUGAGAAGGCACCUUGGCACUCCCUGGCCUGGACUGUUACCACCUAUGUCUUCCUCAAGUUCCUCCAGGGCGGUGGCACUGGCAGUACAGGCUUUGUGAGCAACCUUCGCACAUUCCUGUGGAUCAGGGUGCAGCAGUUCACAUCUCGGGGGAUGGAGCUGCGCCUCUUCUCCCACCUGCAUGAGCUCUCACUGCGCUGGCACCUGGGGCGCCGAACAGGGGAGGUGCUGCGAGUCGUUGACCGGGGCACAGCCAGUGUCACUGGGCUGCUCAGCUACCUGAUAUUCAACGUUCUCCCCACACUGGCUGACAUCAUCAUUGGCAUCAUCUACUUCAGCAUGUUCUUCAACGCCUGGUUUGGCCUCAUCGUGUUCCUGUGCAUGAGUCUUUACCUCACCCUAACCAUUGUGGUCACUGAGUGGAGAACAAAGUUUCGACGUGAUAUGAACACACAGGAAAAUGCUACCCGGGCACGAGCCGUGGACUCUUUGCUAAACUUUGAAACGGUGAAGUAUUACAAUGCAGAAGGUUAUGAAGUGGAACGUUAUCGAGAAGCCAUCAUUAAAUAUCAGGGUUUGGAGUGGAAGUCAAGCGCGUCACUGGUUUUACUAAAUCAGACUCAGAACCUGGUGAUUGGACUUGGGCUGCUUGCUGGCUCGCUGCUUUGCGCGUACUUUGUCAGUGAGCAGAAGCUACAGGUCGGGGACUUUGUGCUUUUUGGCACCUACAUCAUCCAGCUGUACAUGCCCCUCAACUGGUUUGGCACCUACUACAGGAUGAUCCAGACCAACUUCAUUGACAUGGAGAACAUGUUUGACCUGCUGAAGGAGGAGACAGAAGUGAAGGACCUUGCUGGAGCAGGGCCCCUUCGCUUCCAGAGGGGCCAGAUUGAGUUUGAGAAUGUGCACUUCAGCUACGCUGAUGGGCGGGAGACCCUGCAGGAUGUGUCCUUCACUGUGAUGCCUGGGCAGACCCUGGCCCUGGUGGGCCCAUCUGGAGCAGGGAAGAGCACAAUUUUGCGUCUGCUCUUUCGCUUCUAUGACAUCAGCUCUGGCUGCAUCCGAAUAGAUGGUCAGGACAUUUCCCAGGUGACCCAGAUCUCCCUCCGGUCUCACAUUGGAGUUGUGCCCCAGGACACCGUCCUCUUCAAUGACACCAUUGCCAACAAUAUUCGCUAUGGCCGCAUCACAGCUGGGAAUGAUGAGGUGCAGGCUGCUGCCAAGGCUGCAGGCAUCCAUGAUGCCAUUGUGGCUUUCCCCGAGGGGUAUGAGACGCAGGUGGGCGAGCGGGGACUGAAGCUCAGCGGUGGGGAGAAGCAGCGUGUCGCCAUCGCCCGCACCAUUCUCAAGGCCCCCAACAUCAUUCUGCUGGAUGAGGCAACAUCAGCGUUGGAUACAUCUAAUGAAAGGGCCAUCCAGUCUUCUCUGGCCAAAGUCUGCGCCAACCGCACCACCAUUGUAGUGGCACACAGGCUCUCAACUGUGGUCAAUGCUGACCAGAUCCUCGUCAUCAAGGAUGGCUGCAUUGUGGAGAGAGGACGGCACGAGGCCCUGUUGUCCCGAGGCGGGAUGUAUGCGGACAUGUGGCGGUUACAGCAGCAGGGACAGGAUGAAAUCGCUGAAGAUACCAAACCCCAGCCUAAGGCAUGGUGACCAAAGUUGUGGCUACUUCCUUCCCAAAGGGUCACUGAAAGGGAAUAAGAUGUACCCUUCUUCCAUGGCAUAUUUUAUCCUGGUCUUGGGGUGCUGUGCUAGCCAAAGUGGGGGAAAGGGACCUUUCAGUAAAGCAAUUUUUGGGGAAAUAAAAGUGUGGACUGUG